Diospyros lotus (date-plum) is the source of this 2471-nucleotide messenger RNA. RefSeq names its product protein CHUP1, chloroplastic. NCBI's taxonomy places the organism in Eukaryota, Viridiplantae, Streptophyta, Magnoliopsida, Ericales, Ebenaceae. Gene Ontology annotation, cellular component: chloroplast outer membrane. Gene Ontology annotation, biological process: chloroplast organization. The transcript is spliced from 8 exons. The record is from RefSeq and is a predicted model, not a curated record. Bases 355 to 2031 code for a protein of 558 amino acids.
AUUGGCGAGCCAGCCAGCCACUAUCUUUUUCAUUUUUCUCUCCCUUUCACACACGGCAAAAAAUCAUCACUGUCUCCGCACCACCUCCCUUCUUGGUCUUCUUCUUUCUCGUUCCUUUCCCUUUCCUUUCCUUUCCUUUCCAUCCGCAAGUUCCAAAAUUGAGCGCAGAGAUAGAUUCCAAGAGCCACCACUGCCAGUGCCAGUGCCCGCCGGCCACCGCCAAUUCCGCCACGUCCUUUCUGCAGACUGACACAUUAAUGGAGUUAUUGCAACGGUCACUAUACGCCUCGGAGUAGAGAUUCUCUCCUUUUUUUGAACUCUUUACAUAAUAGAGAGGAGAUUGAAAAUUGAACCAUGAAGCAAGAGACUCCGCCGUCAACCCCGCCAACAACCGCUAGAAGAGCUGAGCUGGAGGCCAAGCGUGGUGGCGUUUCUUCUUCCGCAACUCCAACUCGGCUCAGGGCCUCUUCUAGCCCUAAACCAAAGAAUUUUCGAAAACCAGAGGCUUCAAAUGGCUUUUCACCUUCACAGAAAGCCAGAGCAAAAACAGUAGCCCCGCGAGACUCGAAUUUACAUAGCAGUCAGAGCGCGAGGAGGAAUCUUGCGGGGACGGAGCCCGAAUCAGGGAAGGAGGUUAAGGCCGUCGGCGGCAGGGCAGGCAACCGUCUGGUGGCUGAGCAAUUUGCUCCGCCACAGCGACGCUUGGUUUCCACGCAUCCUAACCCUGAAUCUAGUAAGAGGAAUGGACGUGAGUUGGAGCCGGAGAAGGUUGCCGACCGGAGUUAUGAAAGAUUGAUCGGGAAUUUACAGUCUGAGUUACUGGGAUUGAAAGCCGAGUUGGAUAAGGUGCGGACCCUCAACGCAGAGCUCCAAUCGGAAAACGCCAAGCUGUCCCAGGACCUUGCCGCUGCUGAAGCAAAAAUUGCUACUCUCACGACUCGCCACCAGGCUGUGGAGGAUUACCAAAAUCCUAGAUUUAAAGAGAUUCAGAAGCUUAUUGCCACCAAAUUGGAACACCCCAGAGUUACGGAUGAGGCAGUUAAUGAGCCAAGUCAUGGUAAGGCUCUUGCGGGACCACCAGCACCACCAAUGCCAGGAGGCACUUUGGAUGUACAGAGAAAUGUCACAGUAUGCUCCAUCCCACCCCCUCCACCCCCUCCCAGGCCACCGGCAAAAGGUUCCAGCAUUCGGAAGGGCUCAACAGUUGCAGAUUCUUUUCACUUGUUAGCAAAGCAGGAUAGAUCCAAACACCCUUCAGGAUCAAGGAAUCACGAUAAGCCGGUGGCUAUGAGUGCACAUAGUAGCAUAGUUGGAGAAAUACAAAAACGUUCAGCUCAUCUAUUGGCUAUAAGAGUGGAUAUUGAAACGAAAGGAGAGCUUAUAAACAGUCUUAUUGAAAAAGUGCUGGAUGCUGCUUAUGCAGAUAUUGAAGAUGUUCUGAAAUUUGUGAAUUGGCUUGACAGUCAACUCUCAUUGUUGGCUGAUGAGCGGGCAGUGCUUAAGCAUUUCAAGUGGCCUGAGAAGAAAGCAGAUGCUAUGAGAGAAGCUGCAGUUGAAUAUCGUGCCCUCAAACUCUUAGAAAGUGAAGUGUCUUCCUACAAGGACAAUGCUAGCAUUCCCUGUGGAGUUGCCCUAAAGAAGAUGGCUGGCUUACUUGACAAGUCGGAGCAGAGCAUACAUAGAUUGAUUAAGCUGCGAAACUCUGUUCUGCUUUCUUAUCAACACUUCAAAAUUCCAACUGAUUGGAUGCUUGACUCGGGAAUUAUUAGAAAGAUAAAGCGGGCUUCUGUCACACUUGCCAAGGUUUACAUGAAGAGACUGAUGAUGGAGCUAGAAUCUACCCAGCACACAGAAAGGGAAUCUGCACAAGAAGGCCUAUUGCUUCAGGGUUUCCAAUUUGCAUAUAGGGCUCACCAGUUUGCUGGAGAGCUGGAUUCGGAAACAUUGUGUGCUUUUGAAGAGAUAAAACAGCGGGUGCCAGGACACUUGCGAGGAUCUCAACAGCUGUUGGUUGGCAUACCGUCAUCGUAACACUAAUCGACUCUCUCCUCCCUGUCUGUCUGUUCAAGCUUCCGGGGUUGAUGAAAACAAGCGAGAGGAAUAUGCCCUUCUUUCUGGCUGGAGAAUGAAAUGGUGGUGAACUGGCUAGGAAGUCUGGUUACGGAGAACUCUUGCGAUAAGAAGUCAGUCAUAUGGGUGGACAGUGAAAUGGAGACACUUCCAAACCGAUUCAGACCAAACUUUCAUAUAUAUAUAUAUAUAUAUAUCGAUGUCCAGCCUCGAGUUUUGCUUGAACGAUAUUGGGAGCGUCCCUUGGCCUUAACGUUCGUGUAAUAACGCCGAACCUAGUUUUUUUCUUUUUAAUUUUUUUUUUAUGGAUAAUUAUCGACAGCCGGCGGAGGGCCAGACACUGUAAUCUUUGUUAUGAAGACAUGGUUGAUGAAUGAUGAAUCCCCCUAGUUUCAGUUGUU